Messenger RNA from Homarus americanus (American lobster), 16028 nucleotides. RefSeq names its product serine/arginine repetitive matrix protein 2-like. NCBI's taxonomy places the organism in Eukaryota, Metazoa, Arthropoda, Malacostraca, Decapoda, Nephropidae. The transcript has 11 exons. The record is from RefSeq and is a predicted model, not a curated record. Bases 571 to 9435 code for a protein of 2954 amino acids.
UUGGCCAAGCCGCCCCGCAGCCCGUCGUGUUUACAGUCGGUGUGUUAGAUUAUACAUGUUUGACGAAAAGCAGAUCAUUUUUACGAGAAAUGUAGUUGAUUGCAUCACAUUUAACAAUUUUAGUGUGUGAUUAGCUGUAUUGGACCGUUAGGCAUGUUACAGUGGACCUAUAUCUCCCAGAAUUAAUUCUCAAAGAGCUCUUGUGAGAAAUUUGUACCAGCAAGCACUAGAGCCAAUGUACCAGAGGCUGAGGUCUGCACUUCAUACUAUAGGGGAUGGAUCUCAUAACCCCUUCGCUGCAGAUGACUACUUCACGGUGUCAUAGAGCGGCAAAGUGUUCCGUGAGGAUAACAGGAAGUAUGGAUACAAUCACCAGUCGUGUUCCGUGCAGAUAACAGGAGUUAUGGAUACAGUCACCAGUCACUUGAUUGUUUAAUCCCAAAAUUCCCAGUACAUGGAUGGCAUUACUAAGGGCAUGUGCUGAGUAACCUUGCCUGGUUGCCUGAACCUGCAGCACCACGUGAACAGUGAAACUACAGAUUCAUCAAUUCAACCAGAAGUUUGUCCACCAUGGAUAUCCCAUUACCAGAUGAGAUUCCACUCCCUGGUGGAGGUAGACCAGGUCCCAGAGGACCUCCUCCUCAUAUAGGACGUGGGACAGGUUUACUCGCUACACCCACCAGACCGCCUCCUCAGAUCCUCCUGCCUCCUGGCCCUCCACCAGAUAUGUCAGUGCCACCUCCAAUGUUCAACAUUCCCCCACCAUUCAUGACAACUCCUCCUCCACGAUUACCGGGACCACCUCCCAUCUUCAACAGGAUGCCUGGCAAUGUCUUUCCUCCAGUUAUUGCUGAGAGAUACUCUCCAAGUCGCGUUACAGCAGAUGAUGAUGACAGGGACCCACCUGUAUCUUUUGCUACUGACAUCACCACUAGUACUACUUCCCUUCCUUCUUCCACUGCUUCUCUUACAUCUUCUACCACUUCUGUUUCCUCUGCUGUUAUCACCUCCAAUGUCCCUACCUCAUCUACACCCACUGUAGCUCUUCCUGUCACCUCCACAACUUCAUCAACUGUAUCUCCCAGUUCUGCUUCAACUGAGCCAGUGACCUCUGUUACCAAGAUCAUUGGAAAGACAAAUUUACCAAAACUUUUAGGGAAGCAGGAGGCUAAGAAGAGGCUCUUGGCUUUUUCUGGAAAGGGAAUGAAGUUAUCCUCAUUUUCACUCACCAAAACCACAAAACCCUCCACCAAGUCUGUUCUAGGAGAGGAAGAAGAGGGAAUGGAUAAGAAGAAAUUAAUAGGACAAGUUAGAAAGAAGAAGAAAGAAGAAAAAGUGUCCAUUAUUGAACAAAUUCGAGAUGAGGAGUCAAGACUUAAGGAAGCUUUAGGGUUGAAAAAUGUGUUGUUUAAUCCAUAUGGGCCGGGUUUAUCUCACAUAGCUAAGCUUCUAGAUAAUCCAGAGGAGCUUAAGAAGUUUGAAACUAAAGGGAAGUCAGUGAAACAUAAGUUGGAACAAUAUGAAGCAAGACAAAAUGAACGUCUCAAACUGAAAGAAAAGGCACUGAUUGAUAGAAAAAGGGAACGGGAGAAAGCUAUUGAAAGAGAGAGAGAAAGAAACAGGAUUAAAGACAAGGAAAGAGAUAAAGAAAGAGAAAGGAAAGCUGAUUUAAUUUCAAAUGAGAGGGAAGAAAGGAUUGAGUCUAAAAUUGUUAAGCAAGAACCUAGGAGGAAGCCAAAGCAUGUGCCUAAAUCUUGGAAGGAAUUCAAGGCUGAAAAUUUUAACUUUGAACUCCUGAGGCAAGUCCGUCGACAACAAUUUAGAAGACGCAGUCGAUCCCGAAGUCGCGAUAGAGACCGUAGGCGACGUAGCCGCAGUACUAGUCGUGAGAGGAAUAAGGGUGCAAUGUAUGAAGAAACUAGGAUGAUGUACCCAAUUAAAGCUAUAGGAUUAAAUGGCAUGGACAAAGAAUAUCCUGCACAGCUAAUACAUCACACCAUUUGUAAGCCAUCUGUAUCUUACAGCAUAAAUUCAUACCGGUACAAGGCUCAUUAUUUUUCACGGUAUGAGCUUAAGUGCAGAGAAUCCGCAGAGUCUUGGGAAAUGUUAGAAAAUUUUUGGGCAAGCAAAUCUCAAGCAUCGGUUAAGGAUGAUAGAGGCAAAAAAGAGAAUGGUUCACGGCCAUGGUACGCUAAGUCUUGGAAUAAAGAAGAAUCACCAGCUGUUACGGUCAUGCCGGUCGAGGAGGAGGUUGCAGAGGUAACCAUCGCUGCUCCAAAAUCACGCUGGGAUUCAGAUAAUGAGGAGGUUGAACAGACAGUUUGUGUUGGUGUUGAGAAAAAAGAAAAAGAGGAAGAUGAAGAGGAGGGAGGAGUAGAAGAAAAUGAUGAAGAAGCAGAAGAGGAAGAAGCAGAAGAGGAUGAAGAAGCAGAAGAAGAAGCAGAAGAGGAAGACGACAUUGCCAAACAAAAAGAGGUUCUUAAAAUUGACAGAGAUAGCGAGUCUGAUGCUGCCGUUGUCACUGCUAAGGUUCUUGUUUCCUCAGAAAAGGCUGCCAAUACCUUGAAAAGUGAAAAGUCACAAGAAGCUGCCAAGCCUUUCCCGGAAGGUCUGACGGAAGAGUACGAGGCUUUCAUGCAGAUGCUGGAUGGGGGAAUGCCAGUGAAAGAUGAGAAAGUAAUGAAGGAAGAGAAGAAGGAAUCACCAGUGCGAAGUGAUGUGAAGGAUGAAGAGGAUUCUGAUGUAAUGAUAGAAGAAAAGGAUGAAGAACUGUAUUUAGAGGAGAGGGAGUCGGGUUCUAAAUUGGAUUAUCGCUUGGAAGAAAAUGAUGAGAGAGAUCAGAGCGAGAACUCUGAGGAGAGUGAUUUGUCUGAGAUAGAAGAAGAGGAAGAAGAAGUUGAGGAAAAUAUAAUUGAAGAAAAAUAUGAUGAUGAAGAGAAGAAAAGAAAGGAAAAGUUAGAAAAGAAGCAAAAGAAACGAUUGAAAAAAGCUAAGAAAAAGAAGAAAAAGGCGGAAAAGAAGGCAAAGAAGAAAGAGAAGAAAGCCAAAAAGGAACUGAAGAAAAAAGAAAAGGAAAAGAAAAAAUCGGCUAAAGUCAGCGACAAAGACAGUGAGUCUGAAGUGUCUGAAGUAGAAAGUGACUCGUCAGCUGAUCGACCUAGAGAAAAAGAUAUGGACACUGGGUAUGACGAAGAAAGGAGAAGUGCAUACCGGGACAGAGGUUACGAUAGGAGGGGCACAUUCCGGGAUAGAGGCCGUGGAUGGAGAGGGAGGGGAAAUUAUAGGAACUUUUACACAGAGGGAAGGCGAGGAAAUUUCCGAGGGAGACAAGGUGACUGGAGGUAUGGCUAUCGUGAGAGAGGAUAUGAUAGGAAACAUGAUUAUGAGGAAUGGAGGGAAAAGGGAAGUGACAGACGAGACAGUUAUCGAGGGAGAAGCUAUGAUAGAAAAGAUGAUUACGAGAAUUGGAGAGAGACUUCCCGUGAACGAAGGGAGAUGUCCCGUGAGAGAGGAGACUCAUCCCAUGAAAGGAGAGAUAUGUCCCGUGAGAGAAGAGACUCAUCCCAUGAUAGGAGAGAGACGUCCCGUGAAAGGAGAGAGACAUCCCGUGAAAGGAGAGAGUCUCUUCGAGAAAGGGAUUACGACAGAGACGAGGCUGAAGAUUGGAGGGAUUCGGUGCAUGAAAAGGGAAGUGACAAACGAGAAUCUGCACGAGAAAGAGAAUACGUUCAGAAAGAUCUUGAAGACUGGAGAGAAAUGGUCCGCGAAAAGGGACAUGUAAAAAGAGAGACACAUAAAGAAAAAGUCUUCGAAAAGAGACACGACUUUAUGGACUGGAGAGAAAUGAUCCGCCAGAAAGAAAAGGCAAGAAAACAAGAGGAGGAAGAGAGCAGCUCUGAUAGAAAAGAAGAUUCUGAUUCUGAUGAUGAGAGUGAGAGUGUCUCUAAAGGGGGGGAGACAGACAAAGAAGAAAAAAUUGAAAACAGUUUUGAUUGUAACACUAGGAAAGAAAGAGCUGUUGAAAAGGAAUAUAGAGAUGAUGAUGAUGAUGAUGACAGUCCUUCAUAUACACCUCCUAAACGACCCUCUGAAAGUGAAAUCGAAAUUGACCUAACUGCAGAGGAGGAGGAGGAAGAAGAGGAGGAGGAGGAGGAGACAGUGAAAGAAAGCAGUGACGUAUCUGAUGAUGAUAUAAGAGAAGAGUUGGAUUAUGAGGAGUGUGAAGACAAAGAUGAAGAGGAGCCACCAUCACCUGUCUCAUCACCAGAGUUACAUAUAGAACAGGCUUAUGAGUUAUCAGAUACAGAGAAGGAAGUAGUGAUGUCUAAGAGAAGAGAAAAGGACAGAAUAAGCUGGGAACAAGAGGAGUCAAGUGGGAAUACUAGUCAGUCUUGGAGGUCUAGAGAAUCAUUGUCACAGUAUAGUCCACCAGCCACAUCAAGAGAGUCUAACAAGGAAAGAGAGUCUGGUCAGUGUCCAACGAGUGACACUUCUGGUUAUUAUGAUUUUAGUCCUUCGUCCAGUCCUGAAUCUGAUUCUUAUUCUAAAAAACCAAGUGUGGAGAGAUCUUUGCGUGAAUUACACGGCAGUAAAUAUAAGGAACGGAAAAGAAUUGCAGGAAAUUUAAUGAGCUUCAAGUUAGAUGAUAUUCCCUAUCCCCCGGCUACUUCUUCCUCUGAUAAAGAAGAUGAGUAUGAAGGCCCCACUAAACAAGACAGUGAGAGAUACAGUCCUUCAAAUAUGUCCAUGUCUUCAAGUCCACCUUCAUCCUCUUCUCCUACCUCUGUUUCCAUCUCUCCACUGCCCUCCCCAUCUCCUAAUAUUUCACUUCCUUCUUCCUCCAUUGAAAAUAUCCCAAUACCUCCCAUGCCUGGCACUGCAUGUUCAGGCCAUGCCUCACCUGUUUCUGAUCCCCAAAAAAUUCCAAUGCCCCCAGCUGGCAUACCAUUGCCCUCACUACCACCACCUAGUAUAAAGUCAAAAACUCCCACUGCUCCUCUCCUCUCUACUCCACCCCGUCGUGGGCAUAUUCCCUCCGAGGGCGACUCAUUGUCAGCUUUUUCAGGAUCAGUAACUGAGCACAAAAAAUUGCCUGACUCAAAACCCGGAACAGAGAGUACCUCUGCUUCUGCCUCAUCAGCUCUUCCCUUACCCAGUGCUCCAGUUGGACCAGUGAAUGUGCCAUUGCAAGCAUCCCAGGCUUCCACUUCACCGUCAAAACUACCAUUUCCUUCUUCACUGCCUUUAGCACGUCCAGGUUUUAUUCCUCUAUCAGUUCCUCCCCCAUCAAUAGAUCUGUCAGUUCCUCCUCCAUCAGUCCUUGCAUUGUCUGUUCCUCCUCCAUCAGUUCCUCGUCCAGCAGUCCAUCCUCCUUCAGAGUCCUCCCUUUUAGCUCCUCCAUCUGGAUUAACAGUUGACUCCCCUAAAUCAGUCUCACCAAUACCCCAGGAAAAACAUGUCCCUCCUGUAGUUUUGUUAUCUCCAACUGCAAUCCCAGUACCUAGUUCAAGGUUGAGUCUUGACAAAGACUCUAGUUCUCUUAAGAAAAAAGAUACCAACCAAGAAAAGCCAACUGUUGAAGAUAAAGAAGUUGCAGCCACAUCAAACCAAGUGACCACAAGAUGGAUUGAAAAAUGUACUGAUGAAUCUCGGGCCAAGGACACUACCAGUGAUGAUUUAGUUAUGAAAAGUUCAAGAUCAGUGCCAAUUACAUUUAGGUUAGGUGCCUCUAAGCAGAGCAGUGUAAAACGUUUGCAGAUGGGACUUCUGCCAGAAUUUGUUCAUGAAGAAGAGGAGGAAGGCUUGAAAGCCAAACCAUCUGAGGAGGAAGAUGAUGACAAUCCAGAAGACUCUUCUGAGAUCUGUGAGCCUCAGAAGUCAUCUCCCCUUCACUCAAAGUUCUGGGAGUCUACAGCUGAUGAACCUUCAGGUGAGACAAAGAUUGUGAAAGAAGACUCACCACAAAUGACGCCAUCCAUAUUCAAAGGUAGAGUUCGAAGAUCUCGGUCAAGAUCGCCCCGAAAAAGUCGAUCUUCACAGAGACGAAGAUCUCCACACAGAAUAAGUUCUCCAGUAAGAGAACGGUCACCUCCACGAGGGCAUUCACGUGAAAAGAGUAAAUCACCAAAGAGUGGUAGAAUGCCAAUGAAGAGUAAAUCACCGCAAAGAAGCCCAUCACCAAGGAGAAGCAGAACACCUUUAAGAAGCAAGUCUCCAAAGAGGAGUCGAUCACCUCGAAGGUCUAGAGAAACCCGGUCCCGCAGCUGGUCUCCUAGAAGGAUGGGAAGCCGGAGAUCACCGGAUAGGAAAAGAAAAGUAUCACCUGAUUACAAGAGACAACGUACCAGUCCUGAAAGAGGUAAAAAGAGGGACCCCACCAGUCCUCGUAGAUCAAACCGAACGCUUCGCGAGGCCAAAUCCCCGGUUCAUUCAUCUGGAGCAAGGCCAGGAAGGGAGAAACGAUCUCCCAAGAGAUUUCACAGUCCUAGUCCGAUGCCUGCAAGGGAUGACAGAUUGGGGUCACGCUUUUCUAGUCCAGACUCUAGACAUAGCAGGAGUCCAGAUAAAGUGAGAACCACUGUUCUUCAUGGACCCAGAACCCCUGAGAGAGCAACAAAUGAUGGGCCUGAAAGGUCACCCAGGAGGGAGUUUGCUUCACCACUACAUGAAAGAGGAUUCCAUGGAGAUCACAGUGGAGAAAGGCUAAUCAAGAGAACACCUGAAAGAUCAUUAUCCCCAGAGAUGCGCCUGGAUCAGAGGAUGUACUCAAGUCCUCAAGGUCGCAUAGGUAGACAGGAAUAUAGGUUGAGCUGCAGCCCAGAUUCACGGAGUCCAGAGGGGCGUAUUGUCCGCCAUCAUAGUCCUGCCCACAGAAGUGCUCUCUGGAGUCCUGAAAGAAAACAUCAUCAGAGUCCAGGAUGGAGAAGUCCUCAAUACAGAAGUCCUGAGCACCGCCCGCAGUACUCUCCGGGAAGAGACCAACGGAGUCCUCAACGUCGCUGGAGCCCCCACAGAUCUCCGAGGAGGUUGUCACAUCACAGGUCACCCCGUAGAUCUCCACCUCAUAGGUCGCCCAUUCGUAGAUCUCCUUCAGGUAGGUCUCCAAUUCGUAGAUCUCCUAUGAGGAGGUCAUCCCCAAGAAGGUCUCCUUUAAGGAGAUCUCCAUUAAGGAGAUCUCCUUUGAGAAGGUCUCCCAUGAGGAGAUCACCACUGAGGAGGUCUCCAUUAAGGAGGUCCCCCAUGAGAAGAUCUCCCUUAAGGAGAUCACCUCUACGUAGGUCACCAUUACGUAGGUCUCCUCGAAGAUCACCAAGGAGAUCCCCUCGAAGGUCACCACGACGAUCACCACGCAGAUCUCCUCGGAGAUCACCAUCGCCCAACAACGACGAAUUUGAUUAUGAACGCCGUGAAAGGGGUUGGAAUAAUUGGGAGUGGGAUCGAGAAAGAGAAUCAGAACAGGAACAAGAGCAUAAAGACCAUGAACGCUGGUCUGACCAUCCUCAUAGUCCAAGAGGAAAGGCUUCAGCAGAACCAUACUAUACACAACUUAGCAAAAACACUAAUCGCAGUGAAGGUACCAUUAAAAUUGAUGCAGAUUCAACAAUUAGUGAUUCUGAACUGUCAAGUAGAAGAGAACCGUAUGGCCGAGCCACUAGGGAUUCAUCUACCUCAUCCUCUCCUCGGGACUCACCUCGGCGACUCACGUUGGAUGAGCGACUUCAGCAAGAACAUGGAGUUGAUGUUGAAGAAGAGCGACAAAAACAAAUGCAACAACAGCAGCAUUCACAGUCACAUCUGUACAACUGGGGCUACCAAGCACGUCCUGUACAGGUCCAUCAGUUCCACUAUGCCUAUGAUGGUGGUAGUGAAGGAGGUAACGCAGGGGGUGAGAAUGGGGGCAGUGAGGGGACAUCCCGUGUCAUCCAAGUGGGCAACAUGCUUCAGGUCCUCCCACAAGACCCCUCAGCUCCUGCCUCACACUCACCCAUGAUUGUGCAAACGGGUAAUGUUAUUCAGGUAGUGCCAGCAGAGAAUAUGCAGAUGCUGGGGGCAGAAGUGGUGCCAGGUAUCCCGGUGUCCAAUAGUGGAUUGAUGGGCAUGAGCAGUGUGAUGCAGGUCAUGGCUGGAGGUGUGGUGAGCAUGUCUGGCUCCUCACCAGUUCCAGUUCCUGCUCCCGUUGCCUCUACUCCCACCUCAGUCCUGGCAUCACCCAGUGACACAUCCCCUGCAGCCAGAUCCUCCGUCCCAUCGUCUAUAUCUUCAGUAAUUCCAGUACCUGUCCCAUCCUCUAUAGCUUCACCUGUUGUAUCUCAGGUGGCUCCUACUGCCUCAUUAACUCCCCCCACCACUCCUGCAGGUACAACGCAGUCCUUACUUACUCUGUCACCCUCUGCUCAUGCUGCAGGGCUGCCAGUUGCACGGAUAAUAUCUCUACUGCAACAGCAAAUGCCAAGCAUUGGUGAAACCAUGAUGGAUCCAGAAAUUGCUGCUGCAGCUAAGGAGAGGGAGAAGCAGGAAAGGAGGGAAAGGAAGGAGAAACGAAGGCGUGAGCGGGAAGCCAGGCGUGAGGCAAGACACAAAGAACGUGAACAUAAUUUGUUGAUGCAACAACAACAACAACAACUACUGGAGGAAGAGGAAAAACAGUCAUCAGAUACUGAAGAUGAAGUUCUGAUAAGAGAAGCAAUGUCUGAGGUCCCGGUGAUAGGGUCUCCUGUUCCAGAAUAUGAAAUUAUUGGGGAUGAUGACGAUGAUGAUGAUGAAGAUGAUGAACGUGGACUGAGGAAGAAACGUCGUUUCAUGCCUGUACCACUUCCUCCAGCUGAUAAAGGAAUCCUCAUGAGUCCAAGUUAUAGAUACCGAGAGGAUUAUCGACCAAAGGCUGUUAAAUUUGCUGAUGGGAUUUUGCCAGGAGAAGGUACCUCACCGUCAGGAGGGGAAGAGAUACAUUCACCUCCUCCACCUACUGUCAAGCGCAAAGAAAAGAAAUUGCGCAAGAAACGCAAGGUCAAAGUCAAGAUAAUUAAAUUGUAUAACAGAGAUGACAACAGCGAAAAUUCACCUCCUCCCCCUCCUCCUGGGUCACCACCACCUUUAGCAGCCCUGAAACUUUAUCCUGGAUAUACACACUACAACUAUACUGCUCCAGGGACAGCUGUGAUAUAUACCCAAAAACCACAACAACCAUAUGCCUACAACUCUGGGCAAGCCCAGGGAGCCCUGGCUGUUCCAGGUGGAAUGGUCCUCCAGCAGGGUAUUGGUAAUCAGUCCCAAGCACCACUGGGAGCAUUAGGAGGAUUAUCAUCAGGCGUGUUCCGCUACCCCGGAUAUGUUUACACAACUGUGUAUUCUCCCGGCCAGCAACUGCAAUAUGUUCUUCCAACUCCUCUGACAUCUGAUGCAGCUGUUUCCCCUACAAAAAAGGGCAAAAAUUAAGACAUUGUGUGCUUAAUGUAAAGAGAAUGAACUAAAAAAUGCAGAUGGUUUUUUAAAGAUUUAAGAAACCAGCCUAUAGUUUUAAGAGAAUACAAAAUUUAAAAUUUUCUAUUCAUUAUAAUUAAAGCCUUUGAUAAAUUCAUCUGAUCUACAUUAUUUAGUUAUUGAAAAAUUAAGGACAAGAAAAAGUAUUUACAGAAGAACACUAUAGAUGUGAAUAAUGUGGGUCAUUGUGUUUUCAUAGCCAGUAGAAGAGUAUAUUGAUUGCUCAGUACAGCAUUGGACAGGUACAGUAUCUCAAAAAGUAUCUGUCAGGAUUGGUCCGAUGACUUCUGAAAUGCUACACUCAACUCAUGAUGUCCCGGAUGGGUUGGUAUGCGUGCCUCUUUGGUAUACUGAUCCUACUACAUUUGGUAAUCAAACAUCAUAUUAAUUACACUGAAAUAAUUACACAUUGCAUUAGUUACGUUAAACUAAAUGCAAUACCAAAGUAGAUGCAUGUCCCACUAUCUAUCAUCCGUGGUUUCUCACAGUGUGGACAGAUACUUUUUUGAGACACUCUACAUGGCCUCUACCUCUUGUGAAGAAUGAGUCAGUUAAGGAGCUUAUUUGCAAGCUAGAUUUCAAACGGGCCUUGAGUUAUCAUAAAGACCUCUGCAAAACCUCCCCUCCAAACAACUCAUAGCCUAGGCAAGUUUCAUCAGACUAUAGCCAAUGUAAUCUUCUGAGUUGUUUUCUCUCAAGUAUAAUGUCUUGAAUCUUUGCCAUUUCAUAUCACUUUCUACACCUGUCAUGUACUGAACCACUCUUCCAUCUUAUAUCCCUUUUGUAUGAGGCUUUUAUACCCCUUCAUCCACCCCGCAGGAAAGUGGGUGAGAGUUAAAGGUAAAAAACUUUAUUCGGGAAGCAAGAAUUCACUCUCUUAGAUGGGCAUUCAUAGUACAGGUAGCCACUAUUUAGGACAAUAUAAAGCAAGUUGGUCGUAUUACUUUUAAGAAAAUUACAAAUAUCAUGUUUAGUUUCCAAAUGCUAAUGUUUUGUUAUGUUUCCAGACAAAAAUAUGCAUAAAGAAGAGUAAUCUUUUCUUUAUCUGAAGUUCUUUGAAAUACUGUACAUCAAUUAGGUAUUGAGGUAUUUGCAUUAAAGAGGCUUCCAAUGUAGGCAUUUACCGUUUGUGUGAGAGCAUUGCAAUUAUGUUUUAUCAACCCUUAAAUAAGCAUCUUUUGAAUUACAGAUACAUUACUCACAGAGCCACCACACAUUAAAGAACUGGAAGGCAUUUAAUAUGAUGCUCGGGAGAUUAACUUACCAACAAGGCAAUGACUUGAGAAAGUUCACACAUUUACAAAGACUAUGUGACAGUUGUAUCUACUGUAAGUAUGUGUGUGUGUGUAGUAUGCUGCAAUAGUCAAAUAAUUCCCAGUUGGUAUUGUGUCUUGGAUAUUAUAUUAUGGUAUUACUGUCACUACAAUCACUUUGGGAAUUUCCAUUGACAGCUACUAUAGUAAUAUUUUUUUUAGUUUGAUUCAAUACAGUGCAGUUCCUCUCAUCCUAAUUCCAACUAUCCUAUGAAUCUUUCAGGUAUCCGAACUUUGUUCCCUUUGGUCCCGUUCGGUAAAAAUUUUAAUUUAGUCCAACAGUCCGAAUGCAACCAAAAUCAUUGGUUCACAUGUCUGCCACCAGUAGCUCUUUAACCACUUUGUUUACAAUGUGCUGGGCUUUUUGGUUGGUGGAAGGUGUUUGCUCUAAUUUCAUGUUAUAAUAAACAAUAAAAUUGAUUUAUAGCCUAUCAUAAAAUAUAAUAGCACUUAUUUUAUGUAAAAAAAAAUAGCUCCUCCCACACUCAAACCAUCCUCUCGAUGAUGCGAUGCAGUUCAGCCGAGCAUUCACCCAGCUUUCUCUGAGACGUGUGUGUAUCAUGACAUCACAUCGGGGUGAGGGAGCGUGGCCAGCUGGUGGGUCAGUGACGCAGUUACAGCCCACUGCCUCCACAUGUACAUUCACUCCACAAACAUACACACCCUUGCUCUUCAUUUUUUUUAUUUUAUUAGUGUUAUACAUUAUUAUAUUUUCUUUAUUUCCAAGCCGCAUUAAAGUAUUGUCAUGAUUAUUCCACAACUUUUACAGUUUCAUUACAUGUAACAAUGGCAGCAUGCUGCUGUCUCAUAGGCCAGUUUUUUCCCCUUCCCAGUGAAUCACGGUAUCAUUCAACCAGAUUUUGACCUAAUGUUAAUUAUUGCUUGUUCUUGUAGGCUGUAAGUACGUCCAGGUUUCUGAAUCAUCAUUGGUCCCGAUGAGUUUGGAUAAACGGAAUUGCACUGUAGAUAUAUUAAUAUCUUUUAGAAGUGAAUAUGACUGUACGUACAGUAUAUGAGAAAUAUGACUGCCAUAGUGGAAGGGUAGCUUGGGUGUGUAUUCUUGAUAGGUUAUUGUAUUGUCCAGGGAAGUUUGGUGUACAGUCGUGAAUCACAAUCUAAAAAGUGUUCGAUGUGAUUUUAAACAGUCCGCUAUGUUGUGUAACUUUUGAGUGCCUUAAUCUUCAAGCAUCUUUUAUAAAAUGGUUAAUACAGUAUAAUGAAUGAUAGGAAGACCUAACUUUUAUUGUACAGUAUAUAACAGUAUGAGGGUGAAGACCAAAGGGAAAGAAGAAAAAAUAUAGUUUAUAUAUAUAUAAUUUUCAGGAACAUAAACAAAACCUAUCCAUGUCCGAGCAGUUGUGUCUGAUAUAUUUUGGAAUACAGUUUAAGCUGGUAUCCCCAGUGGACUGGCUGAUCCCCCAACUGAGAUGAAAAUUACUAGGGAUCAUCAACCGUUUCUAAUGAAUAUAUGUACUGUAUGAUUCUGAAGGAUGGUGGCAGUUCACUCUAUAUAGCUUUUGUUACUGUGCAGAAACUGUUCAUACCGGUAUGUACGUACAGUAUAUGGACUGACAGACAGACAGAUAGUACCAUAUCUAUGUCCUUGAAUAUUUUUUUAGUCUGAGAAAUAAUAAUAAUACAUAAAUAUUGCUCUGGGGAAAAGUCAUUGGCAUUGAUUUAGUGCUGUUGAAAAAGCAUUUCACUAAUCUCUAAUAUUCUACAGUACAAGGUCUCCAGCCCAAAUUCCUUGGGAAAAAGUGGUGGUGUAAUUACAGAUGACAGUUUUUCCAAUGAGUCCAGAUUGUGGUCUGACCAUUUCAUAACCUCAUUAGUUGUUUUGCAUACUGGAUGUAGUUAAUAAAAUGUUAUAUACUAUAUAUAUACAGUAUAAUGCAAAGAUAUUCAACCUAUGGUGAAAGUUUAUAGCCUUUAAAACAAAUUUAGCCCAGGAAUAGGUAUGUUUUCAUUAUCGUAUUGCUCACACUAGUCAUAAACAAACUUAUCAGGAUCAGCUGAUCGUGCAUGGUUCUACACUUUGCAGUGCCCUAUUUGGAUCACUCUCAGCAUAAUACUUGUACUAAGUUUUUCAUGUUUCCUCAGGUUACACACCUACUUGCCAUUACUUAAUUUAUGUAGAAUUUCAACCUUCUGCAUCAUGGCUAGUGUAAUAUGCUUCCUCUUUGCAUCAUUACACUUGGUACUGUCCCUUGGAUGCACAUUGGACAACAUUAAAAGGGCAGAAUAAGAGCAAAAACCACAAAAAUGAGUGAGAAAAGAACAGAACAAACUGCCUUAAAUUCAAAAUAGAGAUGGUAGCAUAUGGCCCCGACUAACGAUCUGUUGAAACUCAAGUCACGGUUUGGCAGGUUUUUAUAUUUUGGAUAUAUUAUUUUAGAUUUUUAGUUAUUGGAUUGGAGAUCGUGUAUUCUACAGUACUAUCUUUAUUAGAAGAAGUUAGGGUCUAUACCAGGAUGAAGCACUUACAUUUAUUAUUUAUUAAAAUUGGGAGGAUUUUAUGAAUUUUGUAUUGUUUCAUUUAUAGUACACUUUUAAUAUACCAUAUGAUGUUUGACACUUGCUGUUUACUACAGUCACACAUUUGUUUGAAUUUAUUAGUCACCAAAAAAUUGCAUGACUUUUUCUGAGACCAAACUGCUUAAUGGUAAUUUGUGCAAUCACGACACUUGUAAAUUACAGGUAUGUCUUAUAAAGUGUUAAUGUUAAUUAAGGAUUUUAAGGUCUAAUGGUUGUCACAAUGCUGUAAAGCAAUCUCGAGAGGCUGUUAAGAUUAGGUAAACAAGAACCGUUUUUGUACAAGUCCAAUGUGAGGAUUCAGAAUUUGAUGCCUAAAGUGGGGUGACACGUGCUGCAUUUUCUCAUCACUUUCAAUAUUCUCAAAUCUUGUAAAUAAAAAAGUUAGGUUUUCUGUUUGGUUAAGGUUACAAGCCUCUCAAGAUUGCCUAAUUUUAUACUGUAAUGUUGUAUAAACAGUAGGCUGUAUAUAGAAGUUUUCCUACAGUUCUGUAUCUGAGGUAUGAUGUACUUUUAAAAAAAAAUUUGUAUGACAUUUAUGACAUUUCCUGCAUUCACAAAAAAGACCAGUGUUGACAUGUAUUUGGCUAUUAAAGAGGAAACUACAGUAUGUUCAAAUCUGGUUGUUGGUUGAGGCAUUCUUGAUUAAGUACAAAGACAUAAUUAUAUGUUACACCUAAAUUUCAAAAGCAGAAAGUAAGAUGAUUAUUAUUAUUUAUUGUACUGACUUCAUUUACUAUAAGACAAUAUUUAGUUUCUCUGUGAAAUUAGUACAGAUAUUAUACAGUACAUGUUAUUUGUAUUUAGUGCAUUCACUACUGUGACUUUAAAAAAAUUCAUUCUUUCAUUGUAUGUUAUGAUUUGAAACCAAACUUUAGGUACAGUAUACUAAUUAUUUUUUGUUCUGCUGGUUUGACCUGAAUCCUUACAACAGGACAGAGUUCUAUAUACUGUACUGUAACUACAUCUACAAGUUAAGGAUGCGAGUAGGUGUGUUGAUAUUUCUACCUGCUGUCUUUGGGCUUUCCUAUCACUUUUCUACAUAUGACUUGUAGUACAGUACUCUUGUCUAUUAUUUCCCCCUUUCUUAAAGGCUUCUAUGCCCCUUGAUCCACACCACACAAAGUGGAAGAGGGGUAAAGCCAGUAGAUGAUUAUUCCUGCUGUCCCCAUUUUUUCUUAUUGCCUGAAUUGUUACAGUAGGAAAGACAAAAGGGCUCAGGCCAUCCAAACAUGAAAAUACAGUACUGUAUAUACUUCCAUAAGAAAAUAAAGAAAAGAAUAAUUUUUUUAGUUGAAUGAUAUAUGUACAGUAAAACAUUUAGGUAUACACUGUAUUGUAUUUGGAAGGGAUACCAGUACUGUAUAAGAAUGUGCAUUGGAACAUUAGAACAGUACAGUUUUGUGUUGUAUAUGAUCAAUGAGCUACUGUGUGCCUGUAAAUACACAAGUACCCCUGUAAAUGGAUCUGUUUUGGUGGUUCCUAUUGACAUUGUACAGAGCAUAGUACCCCAGAUGUAGUACACAAUUAUGCUGGGCUGCAAAUCAUGGACUUGUGUCAUCAUUCAGAGGGGGAAAAUUCAGGAUUUCUGUAUGUAUAUAUUAAGAGAAUGUGUAUGGCUUUGUUUUUAUAGUUCAGUAACACUGUAUAGGCUUAUACUUCAGAAGUAAAUAGUUUUGCAUGUAUUUAUAGAUGUUUAUGGGUAAGUGUUCAAAAUUAAUUACCGUAUGCGUUUAUAGUGGGAAAAUAUUAUAUGGAAUUAAUUAGUUAAAAAUGCACAUAAUAUAUAUCUUUCAUUGGACCUAUGAUUAAUGACGUUGCUUGCAUAGCUUUGAGGUAUAAAGGGAUCAUUGUCUGGUGUGGUAUGGUGCAGGUGAGCUUCACUCAUCCUAACAACAAUACACAGGGAAGAAAAAAUACAUAACUAGGGGUCCAUCCCUGGGUAUAUAAUAUUUUGUGUAUGAAAUUUUCAAUGGGAAGUGUCUUGCACAUUGCUGUUAUGAUUUGUACCUGUGGGUGAAGUUUGCAUGUUUGUUCAGUAUUUGCAAUAGAUGAAUGAUUCAACUUUAUUCAAACUGGAUUAAAGGCAAUGAAAUGCAAAGCAAAGGAAAAACUACAGGGUAUCAAUCCUCUGUACGAGUUGGGUGUACUGUACAGUUGAGGUGUGGUUGGGGUCACGGAUCAGGACACCAAGACAGACAAUUUCAGAGAAGUAAUGUCCCUUUUGUAGUAAGCACUGGUGUGCUGACAGCACCAUGUUCCUGGGAACAUGUAUUUUCUAAUAUUUUGUUCAACUGCUUUAUUAAUAUCUUAGUCUGAUAAUAUUCUAUCCUAAAGAUAAUAGGAAGUGAAAACUACUAGUAAUUUCUAAUGUAAAUUGUAGAAAGAUAAUUUUAUCUUUUAUUAUAAUCUAACUUUAAAAGGAUUUACAUGCAGCUGAAAAUUCUUCUCUGAUGUAUGUUCUUUAACUGUUGUUUUCUGUAAAGAAAAUAAUUUAUAUGUUCUUUUUUGUCAUAAUUUUUUUGAGGCCAAAAAAAAAAUCAACAUCUACAGUAUUUGAGAAUUAUUAGAGCUUUUCUGCAGGUACUUUACAGCAAGUACAGUAUUGUGGGUGUCAUGUCUCACAGUAUUGAAACUUAUCCUAAAACCUUGUAAAUAUGGGGUUAAGCAGAUGAUGAAUGUUACAAUAAAAGUUACUGUUGA